This is a messenger RNA of Rhizopus microsporus ATCC 52813, 1271 nucleotides long. RefSeq names its product NAD(P)-binding protein. Lineage: Eukaryota; Fungi; Mucoromycota; Mucoromycetes; Mucorales; Rhizopodaceae. Gene Ontology annotation, molecular function: oxidoreductase activity. The transcript has 5 exons. The record is from RefSeq and is a predicted model, not a curated record. Bases 106 to 1152 code for a protein of 348 amino acids.
CGAUUCGAUCGGAAUUUGUAAUUGUAUGAGCGAUAUUCCCCUGUGUUUGAUAAGCUGAAUAUUAUAUUCUAUUUCUUUUCUUUUCCAGAAAUACUUUUUAACAUAAUGGUAUCAGUCAUUCUCUCAGAUAACCACAGCUUUGAUUCCAAGUUCAAGUACGGUGUUGAAUAUAAGGAAAACAAGCCAAGCGCCAACCUACAAGACAAUCAAUGCGCUGUUCAGUUAAAAGCUGCAGCUUUCAAUCAUCGUGAUGUCUGGAUUCUUAAGGGUCAAUACGGCGGCAUCCGUGUAGGCUCUGUCUUGGGCUCUGAUGGUGUUGGUUAUAUCACAAAGAAUGGCAAUGUCGGUCAACGCGUCUUGAUCAAUCCUGGUUAUGGAUGGAAAUCAGACGAAAGAGGACCCGAAGACGAAUUCCAUAUCUUGGGACUAUUGCCCACCAUUGGAACGAUGACUGAAGAAGAAGUCAUUGUUGAGAAAGAAGACAUUGCACCCUGUCCUGAACAUCUUUCAUUGGCUGAAGCUGCUGCCUUGCCUCUGGCUGGAUUAACCGCUUACAGAGCCCUGUUUACAAAGGCACACGUCAAAAAGGGAGAGCAUGUUUUGAUAACCGGUAUUGGUGGUGGAGUCGCCCUCUUUGCUCUUCAGUUUGCUGUUGCUGUUGGUGCCCAUGUCUACGUUACAUCUUCUUCACCAGAAAAAAUAAAAAAGGCUAUCGAAUUGGGCGCAAAGGGUGGUAUCAAUUACAGAGAUGAUAACUGUAUUCAAGAGCUUCAAAAGUUGUUGAACGGUAACAAACUUUCUGCCGUCAUCGAUGGUGCUGGUGGACCUCUUUAUGCACAAUAUCCCAAAGUCAUGAGAACAGGUGGUAUCUUGGUAAACUACGGUCAGACAGCAAAUAUUGCUGAAGGAAUCAAAUUUAGCAUGCACCAUGUUGUCAAGAAUAUUGAACUCAAAGGAUCCACCAUGGGAUCAAGAGCAGAAUUCCACAAGAUGGUACAGUUUGUGGAUCAACAUAGAAUCAAGCCAAUCGUGUCUCACGUAUGGAAGGGCUUAAGUAAGUCGUCAUUUGAAGAAGCUGUUGCUACUAUGAGCCGUGGUGAACAAUUCGGUAAAUUAGUUAUUGAAUUCAAUAAUGGUAGCCCAAAGCUUUAAAUAAUCAAUAAACAAUACAAAAGAUUAACCCGUAACUUUGUAUUGAUAUCGUAUGCAAUGGGACCUGUUGGCGACAAUGCAACAAUUCUAUAAAAAAAUGAGUAUACUUAAAUUCGGGA